GUAAACCAACAGGAUCGACAGCCCACGUGCCGGCACACCCGGUCAUCCCUCAUGACGUCGUCCAUCCCUUCACGGUGGGAAAGCGUGUCGAGGCAGCACGAGCGCAUUCGUCUCUCCAUUGACAAUCGCCUCAGAAAGAUCGAUGCAGAGUUGAAAGAGCUGGACGCCCUUCGCGAGGGUUUGACCAGGCCGGAAGGCGGCAGCAUGCAGACUCCACGCACCGUCGUAGUUCCACCGACGUCUUCCACCUCCGCACUAUCGGAUAGACGCAAGCGCAACCGGGAAGACACUGCCGUUACGGUGGGCUACUUGCGGGUUCACGGCGUGCAGCGGCGGAUGGCACGCGGACGUGGUGCAGACCCCUUCGAGGACGCAGGACUCUACGCGGAGGAGGGCAACCCUGUGGCGCAGUUUGCUCCCGUGCAGCUGAGCAGCGAUGAGGUGGCACGCCAACAGCUGCUGACGCUCUUCCCUGCAAUACCGGUGACGGGCCUGCGCAAAACGGAUCAGCUUCCACCCGUUGCCGUUUCCAGGAUUGAAUCGCGCAUGAAGGCAGCCGGCCUUCCGAAGGCGUCGUUCUCUAUUGGCCGCCGUAUCGUGAGCGACGCCUAUGUCUCCGUCAGCCCGCUUACGAGUUCCGACGAGUACAUCAUGUUGCUCAAGGACAUGUUGUCUCCUACGCGGGAUGCGCAGCUUGCGCAGGCGCUGUGCCGUGAGCUCUGCGCCGAUCCAACCGCCGUCCGGUCCUCUCUCUGCGCGAUACUGGCGGAACGGGCCGUUGCGGACACGCUGCCAGCGCGUGCUCGCGUCUUGGCCGUGAAGCUGCUUGGACUGCGGCAGUUCUCCAAGUCUUCGGUUGACACUGUGGCCUGGACUUUCAUACAGUGCUGCCAAUGCACCGACCGCGACGUGAUGGAGAGCUCGCAGGUGCAGUGGGCGCAAACACUUCGCUGCGCCACUCCACGGGAGCUGCCUCCCUUUCCUCUGCGAGACUCGGUGCUUUAUCUGGCGCUGUGCCACACCCUUCUUAACCGGUUGGCGGCGGCAAGGACGGCGAGGCAGGGCUAUCUGCCGUACGUGCUGACGGCAGCAGGAGGGUAUGCGCAGCUCAUCUCCAGCAAGGCGUUGCUGUCGCAGCGGAGAUUCGAAGACUUCACCGCACACGUUUCAACGGCCUUUGAGGGCAGCGUUGGCCUCCUUUCUUAG
Leptomonas pyrrhocoris is the source of this 1206-nucleotide messenger RNA. RefSeq lists its product as hypothetical. NCBI's taxonomy places the organism in Eukaryota, Euglenozoa, Kinetoplastea, Trypanosomatida, Trypanosomatidae. The record is from RefSeq and is a predicted model, not a curated record. The transcript has a single exon. Bases 52 to 1206 code for a protein of 384 amino acids.